UAUUGAAAAACAACGUUUAAAAAUAAUUUAACAAAAGAAUUAAUUGAAAUGAAAAAGAAGAGAAGGAAUAUAAAUGUGUCGCUCUUAAUCUUUUCUUGUGAAGAAGCAAAAAAAAUCGUCUCCAUCAAAAAGAGUAUUUCAGAAGUAAGUGAAGAUAACGAAAAUGAACGUCACCUUUGUCAGUCCUUUGGAUACAAUUCAAAUAAUCUCCAUAUUCAGUUACGUGAAUUCUCUAAGUGAUUUUCUAUUCAUUGAAAAAUAUCUCGACAAAGAAGAUCAGUAUAAACAUAUUCCAAUUGUCAACGCUCUCUAUAAUUAUCUAGACGACACUAACGAUAUAAAUUUACAUCAUCGGCUUGAUUACAAAAAUCGAAAAGUCCAUCUAGCAAAGAGUCUGAUAAACAACACCGAUUUUUACGGAGCAAAAGAUGGUGAAAUUCCAGAUUCGCAUUUUGUUGACAAAUUAAUAGAGUACAUUGUCAGUUCACUUGUAUUUGAAAAGUUCACCGGUGUCUAUGGAUUUAUCGGCGACAUUUUGUCAUCGGUUGAUAACGAUUCUUAUCAAUAUUUAAUGCAACGAUUUAAACGUUCGCUUUUUGGUUUAAAAUUCGACAACGAAGAUGGCAAACAAUCGGUUUUGGAAUCCAGAGCAGUUUAUUCUACUUUUAGUGAUAUUAUCGAACCGUUGUUUCCAAAACCGAAAAAUGUUACGAUUAGGGUCACGUCUGUGGAUUAUAUUUACGCUCAAGCGGGGAAAAUGUUUCUGAAUUCCGGUGAUGGGGCAAAUUUUGAGGAAAAGGGUUUGGAGAAUUUGGAGAAAGAUGGCAGAAAGGUUGGUGGUCUUCCAUCUACUACGAAUGGUCCAUCUAAUCAGAAUGUUGACGAAAAUUAUUUCAAUGAUGAUGAUGGUUACUAUCAAGAUGAUAAUGAUUACUAUCAAGAUGAUGAUGAUGAUGAUAAUAGUAAUUAUCAAGAUGAUGAUGGUAACUAUCAAGAUGAUGAUGGUAACUAUCAAGAUGAUGAUGGUAACUAUCAAGAUGAUGAUGGUAAUGCUAAAGAUAAUGAUGAUGAUAAUCAUAAAGAUAACGAUAUUGACAUUAAUUAUCAUGACCAUAGUGAUGGUCAUCAUCAUCAUCAUCAUCAUAACGACGAUGACGAAAACAAAUUUCAAGAAUACAUCGAAACUGCCCACACCAUCGAACAACUAGUCCUAGCAAAAAAAAUCAACGAAACAGUUCUGAAAAUCUUCGCCCUACCUGCAUUCAUAAAUUACGUUUACAAUCAAAGGCAAAGUUUACAAUCCUCAAAAAAUGUCGCCAAACUCUUCGAAAGUCAGGAACUUUGGACCAAAGCUUUUCAAAAUUUGUUCACCCGUCUAAAUGAGGCAUUUUUGGAAAUAGAAAAAGUGCAGAACGAAGACCAUCGCUAUCAAUUUUACCUCGCACUUGCCAGCAUCAAGAAUCGAACAACACUCGCCAGGGAGACAAUCGAAAUCAAUUGCCCAUCCCAAACGAAAAUUGAUGAAGAAGUCACCAAUUACAAAAAUAAUCCGGAAAGCUAUCACUGUAAAAAUGGCAAGGUCCUGGGAAAUCUAAACCUUAAUUUCCAACACCUAAUAGCUAACGUAACGGAAAAGUACGAAAAAUACGAGAAGGAAUCAUGUCGAGAGGCUUUUGGGAAAAGUUUCAUAGAGACGAUGAAUCGACAAAAGGUCAUCAUUAGCAAAGGUUUGAUUCACUAUCCCCUUGGUUUCGAUUUCUCUGCCCAUCAACUAAUCAGACCUUCGGACGAUUUAUUCGAAUUCUACCUACCGGAGAACGAGACUUUUUUGUACUUUGCCCUAAUUCGGAACAACUAUAACGUGACGCUAAUUGAAGAACGUACUAAUCCGAUACUAUUUCGGCAAAAAUUAGGCCUUGACGAUGACGAAACCCUGAAGGAUAAAUACUUUCCCGAAACGAUGAAAACCAGCGAUGAAGACUUCGAUAAAUUUCUCUCCCGAAUAGCUGGGGAAAGAUCCAAAAAAUUCGGGGAUAACCUAAAGAAGGUCGAGUACGACGAAACGAAGACGGAAUGGUGGAAGCACUUCGGUCUCUCCUUGAUACCGUUCUACUCCUGCGUUCAGGAUAUCAAGGAGAAGAAAAUCCUCGAAGCUAGUAUCUUCUGUCCACUGGACGUCCUGUUCUUCAUCCCCCUGGUUGGGGAAAUCGGUUCCCUGGCCGGUAAGAUGUCUACAACCGCUUUGAAGACAGUGGUGAGUCUAACCGAGACCACCAUGAGGACCAUCACACUGAGAACCUCCCUGAAAACCGCCCUACGCAUCACUGGUAAACUUCUCAUCCUGGAGGUGAAGGAAUUUUCCAAAAUCUUCACCAGGGAGGCUUUUCAAAAAAUCGGCAAGACUGCCCUUAGGUUCAUCGAUCCUGGCUUUGAAUUACUCUUCCGUUUGGGGAAGGGAAGUAUCAGCUUGAUUAGAAAAACCCUCCUGAAGUUGGAGACGAUUCACUUGGCCUCGUUCCGUACUAUCCGGAAUAUGCUCGACAGAACCCUUGAAGCACUCCGUAAUUUUCCGAAAAGAAUCGGAACCGUUUUCAAAAAGCCAAUGUACAUCAACUCCUUAGGCGGAAAUUCGGGUUAUGGUUACAAGUACAUUCCCCUAUCGAAUGGCGAAUUGGCCGAGGUACGAACGGUCUACCCCAGCCGGAAGGAAGUUGUCCUCCUGCCCCAAAAAUCUUGUGAUCUUAAGCAGACUUACCGAAAAGUGGAUUUUGGAAAAAACGAUCUAAUGGGAGAAGUAAUCGGAGAGGAGUAUUUUGUGGACAAGGAGGGUUUCGUCGUCUCCGAGGAGAAAAGUUACGAACUGCCGAAAAUUAGCCAGAGUAGUGAAGCACUAUUAGAAGGUGGUAAUAUUCUAGCGAUGGCAGUGAAGAAUCUAAGACCGAAAAAGCAGUUCCUGGCGGAGGCUAUCAACUACGGGGUGAAACAAGGAAGACUCAACGAAAAGCAAAUUGGAUACGAACUGAAAAAAUACACUUUCUCCCGAAACGAGAAAACGGAGUUGAACUUCGUUAGGGAAUGGUCCAAGGAUUUGGACCUAAAAAUCCCGAAAUGGGCCCAACCACUAAAAAUCGAGGAAUCGGAGCUCUUCUACACAUUGACGACUAAACAGUUCAUGGACUUUCCAAAACUGAGCUUCAAGGAAGCGUCGUACAGAAUAGAGAAACUGUACCCUCGCAGCAAUUAUCAGGAACUCCACCAGGAACUGUCGAUAGACAAGGUUUUUGACGACUUCAUAAAGAAGAAAGUCUACAUACAUGCUACUUUCGAAGAUUACUACGCAUUGCGCAACUACGGUUUUAAUGGCUACAGAAAAAUGGCGGAGAAUUCCCACGAGGCGAGAAGAAUGAAAAAUGCCAUCUAUAGAUUAGCUGUUCGUCAAUCGGAAGAUCCGGGCGAGAAAUGUGUGGGGACAUUAUUUCGAGGCGAGAGGAGAAGAACGGAAAUACUCGAGGGUGAUUUUCGACCGGACAGGGAGAGUAUUUCGAUAAAUAGAUUCACUUCAACGACGACUGAUCUACAGACAGCGAAUAUUUAUUCGGAAACGGUUAGUCCUUUAGAAACAAAGGCGAUUUAUACGAUUAGGAUGAAGGAACCGUACUUGAGGGCUAGGGUGGAGCAUUUGUUUGUGCUGAACGAGAAGGAGACGAUUUUGCUACCGGGGAUGGAGUUCGGGAUUGAUAAAGUGACGAGAGGUGUGCGGGAGAUGCAAUUCGGAACGCAGAAUUAUAUGAAUAUUGAAUUGAGUCUGGCAAAGAACUCGCUAGUUAGGAGUCAGCAGAGUGCGAUGAGGGAGAUUAAAAAAUUAAUGGAGACGGAUACGGUGUUUUAUGCUAAAGACUCGCCUAAAUAGGAUCUUUUUAGAUCUAAUGCUGCAGCAAGUUGUGCUCUUACAACUCCUAAAGAUGCUGCAUCAAAUGGUGCUCUAACAUCUCCUAACAAUGCUACAGUAAGUUGUGCUACAUCUUCUGAAAAUUCUGCAUCAAAUAGUGCUC
Leptopilina heterotoma is the source of this 4052-nucleotide messenger RNA. RefSeq lists its product as uncharacterized. Lineage: Eukaryota; Metazoa; Arthropoda; Insecta; Hymenoptera; Figitidae. The transcript is spliced from 2 exons. Bases 164 to 3910 code for a protein of 1248 amino acids. The record is from RefSeq and is a predicted model, not a curated record.